Molecule: messenger RNA, 2774 nt
Organism: Bolinopsis microptera
Lineage: Eukaryota; Metazoa; Ctenophora; Tentaculata; Lobata; Bolinopsidae
Exons: 1
Coding region: 217-2580 (787 amino acids)
Molecular function (GO): dipeptidyl-peptidase activity
Source: RefSeq, a predicted model, not a curated record
GCUACUGCUUUAAUUUUACCUUCAUGUUAUUUCCACUCUACCAUUCUUUUUUAUGAUAGAGUUCUUCUCGAUCGAGUUUUUUUGUGCAUUGUUGGUUUUUUGUGUGCAUUGCUCUAUCCACUACUUGAAGUCCUAAAUAUAUCAUUUUUUUAGCGUCUAAUCCGAACAAGGUCGUAUAAAAGAAGAUGUUAAAAUACUAAUCAACACAGUAUUCUAAUGUCUACUCUGUAUAGAAUGGUGUCAACAAGAAGAGAAAAGUACGGUCUGGGAAAGUACUAUGUCACAGAACUGAGUGACUACACAAUUCCUCUAAAGGAUGGUGUGGCGCUGUCAUGCCGUGUCUGGGUCCCCGACAUCAGACACGGUCCCUCCAACUCAUUCUCUGAGCAGUUCAACACUUUUAACUCUAACUCCACUGAUGUAAGGAUUAUAUUUGGAGAAGGUGAAGAAACAGUUGAAGAUGACAUUGUUGUUGUUGAUGACGAAGAAACAGUCGAUAAGGAGGAGAGGUUCCCGGUUAUCCUGGAAUACCUGCCCUACUACAAGGAUAUACUGACAGCAGCUCGGGACUACAACAGACACCCCUGGUUUUCUUCUCACGGCUUCGUGGUAAUGAGAGUGGAGAUGAGAGGGACUGGAGCUUCAGACGGGUGCUACUACGGAGAGUAUCUACCCCAGGAGAUGAGCGACUGUUCAGAAGUGCUCCAGUUCAUCAGCCAGCAGUCCUGGAGUAACAGUAAGGUGGGGAUGUAUGGUAAGAGCUGGGGUGGGUUUAACGGACUUCAGAUGGCGUACCUGGAGCCGGAGAGUAGCCCGUUGAAGACAGCUAUAUCACUGUACUCCACUGAUAACCGGUAUACUGAUGAUAUACAUUACGAGGGAGGUUGUCCUAUCGGAUCAGGGCUGCUUUCCUGGUCCAGCUUUAUGUUUGCUAUAAACGCUCUUCCUCCCCCUCCUCGACUUUUCGACACGAAACUGGAAUGGUAUCAGACGUGGUUAAAAAGGCUGGAGAAAUCCUCUAAAUCGCCAAUGUCUUCCUGGACCAAUAACCAGCUCCCCGGACCGUUCUGGGAACAUGGAUCAAUUGAUGAGGACUACAAGAAGGUCACUGUCCCUAUCCUCGCUAUUGGGGGCCUGGAGGAUGGAUACACCACGGCCAUUGAGCGGAUGGCAAGGAAGCUUAACAGAUCCUCUAAAGUAAUUAUCGGCCCCUGGGUCCACAACUGGCCUGACGUGUCUGCGACGGGACCACGCAUAGAGUUUCUUGAUAUGUGUCUCAACUGGUUUAGUUAUCACCUCAAAGAUGUUCAUACUGAGCAGGAAAAUAAGUGUUCUUCUUGGCCACGGCUGCAACUCUUUGUACGAAACAGUUUUAAACCAGAAGACAUAUUGUGUUCUGAAGACGGGGAAAUUGGAGAUGUUGGCAGGUUUGUGGCUUUUGACGACUGGGAGGAGAGGGGGACAAAGGUAGCGGAUACUUGCAAGCAUCUCACUGUAAAAAGUUUUCUUCCCGGCGAGUCUCAUGUUGCAAGCAACGAUAAAAUGGUAGAGGUCCUUUUCAUCACAACUACCACUGACAAUAUCAACAAAAUAACAACAUAUAAGCCGCCAAGUGAACCGUGUUGUGAACCAAUUCAACUGCUGAACCAUCCUCUCCAAGGUGUUAACAGUGGUCACUGGUUACGGAUCGACUGGGGGUUCUCUGGGGACCAGACCGCAUCAAUUGAUAACUCGGUCUCAUUCUCUUCUGAUCCAUUAGAAACAUCUCUGGUUAUGAUUGGAACACCAAACUUUGUAGUAAAACUGUCUGCUUCUUGUUGGAAAAGGGUUUACCUCUCCGUUAAAGUAUGUGACAUCCACCCAGACGGAUUUGCCACUCUAGUCACAAGAUGUCAGUUUGAUCUCAACUAUCUGCAACCCCUCGAAUGUGAAGAAGAUAGCAGGACAUUCUCACUCCCUAUGAGAUUCACAUCACAUUGCUUCCUGCCUGCUCACAAGAUCUCCCUCUCUAUCUCCCCAAACAACUUCCCACUUCUGUGGCCCUCUCUUGUUCCUUCUCAUCUCUACAUAAAACCUAGUGCCUGCAUGUUUCUCUACCAGACAGAGAGUUUGGAUUAUCUGAGUAACAACACUGUUACAUUUCCAGCUCCGAGACCCCUUUUGAGCAUGCCGUACCGCUCCACUACUCCGGGCACUAACUCUUAUCUAGUUACCAACAUUGGGGACAGAGUGAAGUUUGUGUUCAGGGAGGAUUCCGGGGUGGAGUCCCUGCCUCACACCAUAAACCUGAAACACUUCGAGAAAUCCCACGAGAGUUACGAGUGUGACACUGAGGUGACUGAAGCUGUAGCUAAGAUCCACCAGGAGCACGUGGUGGUGUUUCAUUCCCUGGAGUUCAGCGACACGUGUGAGAAGGAGGUCGGGGUCAGGAUCAGGACACACCAGGUCUUGUCGGGGGAUGCUGACUCUUAUUAUUUGGAGGAGAGACUAGUUGUGAGUUGGUCGGAGUGUGGCGAAGAGAUCUUUGCAAGGAAGUGGAAAGAUGUCAUCCACAGACAGGACCAUCAUACGUGGAGUUAGGGACUUGGAGUUAAAAUUUAAAAUGUUCACUGAAAGCGGAAGACAAUUAACAUGUGUUUUUUUUUAAAGCUUCUGUUACUAAUAGUAAUUCUACAAACUAUUGUAUCACUUUUUUCAUACUUGUAGGAUACAAGGAUACAAGGAUACAAGGAUACAAAAGUGAUAAAUAUUUUAUUGAAUUCACAAUAGUUAUA